UUGCAAAGUUCAAACAUUGUUAUAUAAAAGACAAAUUAACGUCAGGAUCACCCACAACACAAAGCAAUGUUAUUACCCAAUAAAGUGACUCUCAUGCAUGGGCAAUCUCAAUGAAUAGCAGCUACUUAUUCGGCAUCUGUUGCGAUAUGGUAUCAUUGUUAUUUAGAGGAUCUGUAACACACUUUCACUUUUAACUUUGGAAUCCCCGAAUUUGGCCCAACAGCGAGCCAGUCGACUUGCGGCCACAACAGAUAGCACUCCUCUGCAAAAAUGAGACCAGCGACCAUUCUGUUACUUCUGUGCUGUACAAUGGCUACAGCAAGCGCAGAGGUAGAACAAACUAAAGACUUGGAAUUAGAUAAUCCGGAAGACUUGGAGAGACGACAUCGUAGGCGUAAAAAACCUCAAAAUACCGGACCCUGUGCGAGCGGAUACGGGAGGACUUUUGGCUUUCAAGAUUAUACGUAUAUAUCGGCACCAGUCAUGAACUAUUUUUUCGGAUGUGGAGUUGCCCCUGUGCCAGUAGCACCAUUAGCACACUACCCGCAGCUGCCAGCGGCCGCACCGUACCCCGUGCAGAUUGGAGUGAGCCAGUCGCAGCAUCACCAGGGGGGUCACCACGGAGGCCAUCACGCAGGCCACCACGGUCACGGACAUUUCGGAGGGCAAAAUCAAGGGGGACAGUUCAUCGGAAAUUAUGCCUCGGGCCACGACCAAAACCAACCCUUUUACGGUCCAGGAGCAUUUCAACAGCCAAAUCGACCGCUCCAAAACGUGGUAUCAGCAGCGGCUUCAGGUUUCGGCAAUGUCCUGGCUGACUACAUUAACCGCCCCAGAAAAACUCAAAAGCAGAUUAACAGACAAGUGAAUCAAUUUUUAAAACCAAUAUAUAAACUGUUUUAAAAAAUUUUAGUUUGUGUGUUAGUGUUAGUUCUAAUAAGGCCAAGGUGAAGUGCAUCCAAAACAAUUCAGCAAACUUUAUUUAGAUCGUGUUCAAAUAUCGUUUUGAUUUAACCUACCUACAAUACAGUAGUAGAGAGUACUCAAGUACCUACAAGUGCACUCACAGGAAUGAGAAUGAUCGAACCUACCGCUGUGUAAAGGACGCAUAAAUCGACAUAGGUAUGUUGUAGGUAUAAAGGUAAUUAACUUACCUAUAUAAAGUAUCCAUGAAGGAAUUUCUUAUCUUACCACGUGACUAAGAAAGGAUACUACCUAUAUCACCUUACCUACUCACUUAACUUUUUUCAAGUCUGUAAGUACGUCCCUAUAUAAAACAGCUUCUUUAAUAGGCUACACGAGCGAUUUUUCGCGUCAAGUGCCUAAGUACCUAUUAUAAUAAAAAA
This is a messenger RNA of Cydia splendana, 1346 nucleotides long. RefSeq lists its product as uncharacterized. The transcript has 2 exons. Bases 271 to 903 code for a protein of 210 amino acids. NCBI's taxonomy places the organism in Eukaryota, Metazoa, Arthropoda, Insecta, Lepidoptera, Tortricidae. The record is from RefSeq and is a predicted model, not a curated record.